This is a messenger RNA of Tigriopus californicus, 3791 nucleotides long. Its product is annotated as centromere protein J-like. Gene Ontology annotation, molecular function: tubulin binding. Gene Ontology annotation, cellular component: nucleus; centrosome; centriole. The transcript has 10 exons. Lineage: Eukaryota; Metazoa; Arthropoda; Copepoda; Harpacticoida; Harpacticidae. The record is from RefSeq and is a predicted model, not a curated record. The coding region runs from base 313 to 3606 and encodes 1097 amino acids. Gene Ontology annotation, biological process: centriole elongation; cilium assembly.
GCGCUGAAAUGCCUGCAAUGGCAUCAACAAAAGGUAGAGAAGAACCAGAGGAACCAACCGCUCCCGCCUGCCUGCCUGCCCGCCCCCUUGGGUCCCAAGAGCCACGUACAAGACAAAUAAGAGAAAGGUUUCACAGCAUCAAAAUCAUUGUGUAUCGCUGUGGAUAUAAUGGCCUGAGGGUGAAAAUACGUUUACAAAUCCGUCGUUGCCCAUCCUUCGACCCAGCCUCUUCAUCGGUACCUCAACGAGAUUGGCGGUCCCAGAUCCACGGCCCUGGCCCUUGGUCCUGGUCCAAGAGCUUGGGAAUCCAUCAUGGAGCUGGAAUUGGAACGAAAACCCAUGGGAAAUGGGCGAGAAGAGGUAUUAAUCGAAGACGAAGAGGAGUUGGACGAGACCGGAUUGGGCGAAUCGUCCAUGGAUCAGACCGGAUUCUUGCUUCAACGACUCCAAGAACUCAAGGAAUGGCAAAAGGAACAGGAGAUGAAGCUCCUAAGGGAUCAACAAAAACAGAUGCAACAACUCGUGGAUCAGGAAAGCCUAGACGAUGAUACGACGAUCGAUCAAGAUUUCUCGAGUCUGAACUCGUAUGCGGCCACGCCUCAACCGCAGCCGGACAUCCUCCAACAGUACUACUCGAGCUCAUUUGAAAGUCCGGAUGAGGACGAGGAACCCGAGGGGCAAGACGUCGGACAAAGAUCCAUAUCGAAACUCGACUCAUCCAUGCCUAGUUGGGCCCAGACCGAGUCGGGCCAUGAGCCCCGCACCAUCAAAUCCAACCCUAGGACCCCCAAUAUCGAAGAGAUUCCCAUUGUCAACCCAAAGAAGACAUUCGAAGAGCUGCUAGCCGAGAAAUUAGGCAGUGAGGACGCGGUUUCACCCGCACUCCAGGAUGUUCCAAAAGUGGAACAAGUGCCUCAUGGAUCGCCGCGGACCCGAUCCAAGACAUUUUUACGCAAAGGCUCCGGACUAGCUCGUUAUGGAGGCGUGGGCAGUCCGCCCAAAGCGUUCAAACGUAGUCGUUCCACAAACAGUGUCACGCCCAAGGGUGAUUCCAAUCCAAGGUUAAAAUCCAGUAAAAGUUGUUCCAAAUUGGAUACUGGACGAAAAGUGACGCCGGGUAGUGCCAAAAAGACUCCGCCCAAGCGAACUAUUAGCAGUUACAGUGUGAAAUCUCCGCCUCAAAAAGUGUCUCCUCCGAGCCAAGGGAAUAAGUUGGAAGUUGUUCCAAAAAAGGCCAAAGCCAUCGGUUCCAUGAAGGCCAAAGCUCCAAAGACCACGAAUAUGCUCUUGCCCAAAUCGAGCCUACAACCGCCAGAGGCAAAUCAUGUCCAUUCAGAUAAGGAAAAUGAGAGCCCCGUUUACGAUUCUGUGGAAUGGAGUUUUAGAGAGAAAAUCAAAAAGGCCAACUCCAAACAUAAGCAAGAAUUAGAGGAGCUCGCAGCCUUUGAGGCUCUGGAAGAGGCCGCUUGUGACUCCUCAUUUUGCUCGUCAUCCUCGAAAGUGCAAAAUCUUAUUGGCAAUGUCAGCAGUCUUCCUUCGCCUAUCAUCAAACCCUCAUCCAGUUCCACUCCAGCCCGACCAGUCAUUCAUUCCCUCCAAGAUUGCCAAGCGGACAAUCCUGGAGCAGAAGAUCCAAGCUUGGGACCGAGUUUGCUCGAGGAUAUUCAAAAAUUUCUCCUCCAACGAGGCGCAGUCAUCAAGGAUGAUAAUGAUGUCGAUGAUUCACCUUCGGAUGAGCAUGACGUCGAAUCCGAGGACGAUGAUGACGACACAUUGAAAGAUCAAAUUGCAGGACGAGCACUGCCGCUUCAACUUGAGGAAGUCCAUGAGGAUGAUCCUUGGGGUAGUUUUGAGGAUAGGGAGGAGGCCAAUUCGGGCAAGAGUAACCAAGUGCGGUUUCAGGAUCGGUUGGAUUUCUCACCACCCCGAAUUCCCAAGAACUCGCCUUCUUAUAUGAUUUGGAGUAUCUUCUCCAAAGAACGAGAACGCAUGGGUCAACAAGCGACUAAAUCUUCCUAUGAGAAAUCCGCGAAAGCCAAGACCAAUUCCAAUUCUCGACCAGGUCGACGUGUUUCCAAUUUAAAAACUAAUUCCAAUUCGCCCCUAUCUCAAUUGGCCGACUUUCCUGGGGGAUUUGACGAUCAAAAGUUCGCUGAUUCUUUUUUGAAUGCCAAGCUGAUUGAACUGGAGAAGGAAAUAAGUCAGUUCCGACAAGAGAAUAUCCAAUUACAAAAUGCACGACGCAAACUAAACCAAGACAAAAAGCAGUUCCAAAAUGAAAAAGAAGAGUUGGAAAAGAGUAAAAUGGCAGACAAAAAGAAAUUGGAGGAGGACAAACGAAGAAUCAAAAGAGAUCGCGCCUUGUUGGAAAAAUCAGCCAAGCUCUCGACGGCCAUCAAUGGUCAAAACGAUAAGAAAGCCGUUUCCGAACUCGAGGAACUUCAAACCAAGCUGAGUCGUUUGCAGGAAGAGCUCCAAAAAAAAGAGACCAAAUGGACCAAUUCAAUCGGCAAGUUGCAAGAAACCGUCAAAAUCCUGGAAAAGGAGAACCAACAUCUCCACGAGGAGAACUACAAGCUCAAGAUGAAAACCGUCACAAGCAAGGUCUCCACUCAUUUGGGUGAUAACUUUGCCAAGAAUCCGAUCGAGCCGCAAGUAAUUUCAUUGAAGGACAAUGGCUCCUGCACCACCACCAACUCGAGGGGAGGUGGGUCGGCCAAAUCCCUGCAGUCCCUCCAAUCCCUGCAAUCCCCCGACUCUGGCUUUCGAAGCGUACAAUCUCCUCAGAGUAGCAUUGGGACCAAUAAUGAUUCCCUCCCGCCCUCCAAUCCAAUCUACUCGAAUCGAAAUCCUAUUACGACGCCAUGCAUGUCCUUCUCGCCCGCCGACUCGUUGGAUUCAAAUGUGACCCUGGUUUCCAGUGGGGACUUGAUUUCUCAGACCCAGCAGGCCCCAGAGCUCAAGAGAAAAGACCAGAAGGUCAACGUGUUAUCGACAAAAAACACCCACCCUGACCGUAAUAAUGACAGUAAUGGAGGGGGAGGAGGAGGAGGAGCCUCAGAGCAGACCCUAGCGGAUGGUUCGGUGGAGCUGAGUUUUCACAAUGGCAACAGGAAGGUGAUCUCUCCCGACGGAAAGACGACCAAAGUUUUCUAUUACAACGACGACGUCAAGGAGAGCCUACCCUCGGGCUUGGUCAAGUACUUCUAUGCCCAGACCAAGACUUGGCAUCUCACCUAUCCGGAUAAGAAGGAGGUUCUUCAGUUUAGCAACGGACAAGAGGAAAUCCGUUAUCCAGACGGAGUGGUUCAAAUUACAUUCCCAGAUGGCUCCGUCAAAAGAAUCGGGUCUGAUGGAUCGGAAGAUCUCAGCUUUCCAGAUGGGACCAAAGUGGAAGUGAGCUCCAAUGGCGACCGAACUCUCCUUUUGGCCAAUGGUCAAAGAGAGAUCCACACAUCCGAUUACAAGCGUCGGGAAUAUCCAGAUGGAACCAUCAAAACCUUGUUUAACAAUGGCCGACAAGAGACUCGGUAUGCCAACGGACGAGUACGUGUCAAGAAUAAGGACGGCUCCCUACUUCACGAUUCUCUCUCAGAGACCAACUGAGCAAUCAGCUCAGGGGGCCUGAGGGGGGAAAAACCUGCACAAAACAUAUCCUCACGUCUUCGUUAGCUCUCCCCCGAGUUCUUUUUUCAUCCAAUUUUGACGCGUUCCUCAUCGAAUUAAAAUCAAAAGAGCCUUGGCCUCAUGCAGGGCAUUUCUUGUUAAUAAAUCCCAGCAUUCUAUUGAAA